AUGGUAAGAAGUAGACUUUCAAAACGGUAUGUCCGUUUGUUGCCACUUUUGGUUCUAGUUCUGUAUAUUUUGUGCAUGGGUUAUCGUCAUCAGCGGACAUCCAAUGUAAGACCUGUCAUUAAGAAUAACAAAAAUAAUGGGAAUGACUACCUUUCUUCAAUAAAAUCAGCAUCGGAUUCUGAUAGUGGGUCGAGAACGUGGCAGAAAGAUGAAAUUGUUGGUUUGUUAUCAUCUAAUCAUAUUGACUUAGGUGCAAAUGUCGAUAUUCAAUAUUUAGAUAUGAAUCAAUUGGUUAUUACUAAUCUUGGGAUUAAAAAAUGCCAUUAUUUAGCCACUAAAUUUGAACGCUGUUCAAAGACUUCUAUGAAAGGUUUAUCUCAACCUAAUCUCAAAGGUCAUACCAAUGAACAUGAUAUUAAGAAAGAUAUUAGGGGAUCCUUUGGUUUUGAUUGGUUCGGUAAAUCUGAAUAUUUAUAUUUUGAUACAAUUACUGUUGGAUCACUAUUACAAUCACAAAUUAAUGAAUUUUAUGUUCUUACUGAUGUAACAGAUGAGUCGACUCCUGGAAAGGGACAAAUAGCUUUUAAAGUCUAUGAUUUAUAUUUUAUCUUUCAAAAAUAUUCCUUGAAACAGUUAUUAGAUUCAGGUAAUAACAACGGAAAUCAUCACUUUGUGAGUAAUGUGAAUGUCUUAUUUGGAACUGAUUGUAAAGAUCCAAGAAAGGAUUGGACAUUAUAUAAAAGUAAACCAUUAUCUAAUCAUUUCAAAUUUCCAAGUUAUAUGUCCCUAGAGAGAGCACCUUUGGUAAAACCGCCUGGUUACUCUGAUCCAAGAACCAAGAUUUUAUUACCUGACGGUAAAGAUCUUAAAAUAGUUCAAUUGGCAGAUUUACAUAUGGGUGUUGGAGAAAAUAAAUGUAUUGAUGAAUUUCCAACAACUGAAAAUUGCCAUGCAGAUCCAAAGACUUUUAAAUUUAUUAAUACCGUAUUAGAUAUUGAACAACCAGAUUUAGUAGUAUUCACCGGAGAUCAAAUUAUGGGCGAUAGAUCUAUUCAAGAUUCAGAAUCUACCCUAUUGAAAGUUGUAGCGCCUGUAAUAGAAAGACAGAUUCCAUGGGCAAUGGUUUGGGGUAAUCAUGAUGAUGAAGGAAGUCUAACACGUUGGGAACUUUCAGAAUUGGUUUAUAACUUGCCAUUUUCAUUAUUUAAAUUCAGUCCCUUUGAUACUCGAGAUAAUUCAUUUGGUGUUGGAAAUUAUAUUCAACAAGUCUAUAAUAAGAGUAACCCAGAUGACGUUCUGAUGACUUUUUAUUUCAUGGACUCUCAUAAAUAUUCAAAGACAGGGAAAUUGUAUCCUGGUUAUGAUUGGAUUAAAGAGAAACAAUGGGAUUACAUUAAAGAUGUCUACGAGACGAAUCUUUAUAAAGAUAUACCGACAGAUAAACCUCAUAUUUCAAUGGCAUUUUUCCAUAUACCACUUCCUGAGUAUCUUGAUGUAGAUUCAAAGAAAAGACCAGGAGAACAAAACACAUUAGUUGGAUCUUUUAAAGAAGGUGUCACAGCACCCAAGUAUAAUUCUGGUGGUUUGAAAAUAUUAGAUGACUUAGGUGUUCAGGUGACAAGUUGUGGACAUGAUCAUUGCAACGAUUACUGUCUACAAACUGAUUCUGCAAGAAAUCCAAUCUGGGUAUGUUUCGGUGGUGGUGCCGGAGAAGGUGGUUAUGCUGGAUAUGGUGGUACUGAACGCAGAAUUAGAAUGUACGAUAUUAAUCCACGUAAUGGUAAUAUUUAUACCUGGAAACGUCUUAAUGGCUCACCUAAUGAUAAAUUUGAUCAACAACAACUUUAA
Messenger RNA from Maudiozyma saulgeensis, 1848 nucleotides. The record is from the annotation of a GenBank genome assembly. NCBI's taxonomy places the organism in Eukaryota, Fungi, Ascomycota, Saccharomycetes, Saccharomycetales, Saccharomycetaceae.